GUGGGUUUGUCUGCGGUGGCUUGAAAUCGCGCGGCAUCAAACUCACACGUCGAGCUGUUUCCUGGUGUUUUUAUGCAAGAUUUUGGCCUCUGUGACUGCUACUAUGUAUCACAAAUAAGGUAUUUCAAAUGAAGGCAGUGUUGAACUAUUCCAAUCAUGUCAAGUAGAAAUGAAUCUGUGAUACAUUCCCUGGCUUACACUGGAUGUUUCAAGACGUUCAGUACCACUUCAUGUGUAAGGGACACCAGUUUAACAAUACUGGCCAUCAUCACCUGCAUUGUCUGUGUUGUGAGGCUUCAUAAGCUCCACUCUCAUCGCCAUUCCUUGCCAAAUCAGUAUAUUGUAUUUUACAGUGGGAUUGUGGAAUGCUUUCUUUGUGGCUUUAACUGGUUUUACCUGGCUGUUACUGCUGUAUACUUUCUAACACAGUUCAUCAAAGUUGCUUGUCAGCUUCUUGUAGUCACAAAUUUUCAUUGCCAUCUAGCAGCUAGGAUGAUGAGAGUUGAGGAUAGAUUUAAAAGGUACUCUAACAAGCUGGUGGCAGCUGUAUUUAUUACCCUGGCUGUCUUUGCUAUUGUUGGACUGGCAACAAUGAAAAAUGAAUACAGAGAGUGUACAGAACCUGAAUGGCUGCUCUUGUCAAGUGCAGAAAUUUUAGUUGCCCAAGUUUUCCUGAUGUCAGGAAUUUUCAUCACAAGGGAGCUCAAUAAUGUUCGUAUGUUAGAGGAUAACAGGACUGCCCAAAAAAGAGAUUUAUGGGGGAUAAUCUUCAUUUUUGAAUUAUCAGCAUUGGUCAGCCUUGUUCAUGACCUGGUCAUGAGAAUCACUGGACCAAAGAAUAACUGUCAAGGAGUAUUGCUGUCAAGCAAAGCAGGCUACACAGCAGUGUACAUCACUGUUAAUAUUAUCAGGUGGCUCCUACCAAUAUGGGCAAUGGCAGCAAUAUUUGACACAGAAAAUAACCAGUGCAGCCAGGAUGACUAUAUUGCACCAGUUUUUGCAGUGAAUGAUGACUCUGGGAACUUCACCUCUGAAUUCCGUCCUAGAGGAAGUAGUUUUCAUUACAAACAUUUACAUGAUGGUGUUGAUGUUGCAAGCCGACCCUUAAUUCCAAGUCUUGGCCCUAGCUCCAAGUCUUUGUCAAGUAUGAGUUCAUCUUAUGGAUCAACAGCAUGGAAUCAGAAACCUUGGGGUCAAGGCUCAUCAGAUAGGUAUCCUCCCAUAUCGUAACAAUUAUGUGAGGGAGCACAGUGUUCUGUAGUGGUGCAGACUCCUGGAUUCCAACAUUUGCAGGCAGUUUUUAGAUCAGUCAAAAUUAGAUCCAGUUGUUAUGAUAAGAUAUAAUUGAUGAUGAUAUGGCAACAACAUCAUAACACAUCAUGAUGUUGUGUAGUUGAGUAUUAACAAUGCAUAACAUUAUCAGAUAUGGGAUGCCAUUUACAUAUCAGCAAAUUUUAUUUGCUUAUGGAAACAAUUUUACCUUCUAAUUAUAUGUAAGGCGUAUGCAUUUCAUCAGUGCUUUAUGUGUUGUUUUGCCCUGUAUGUUAAUAUGGAAAUUUCUGUUGUGUGAAGGUUAGGUGGGUUUUACAUGAACAUUGCAAAAAAAAUUUCAUGCAAAACAAGUUCAAGUGUUAAAAAUGAAUGAGGUUAAUUUUCAACAUCAAUGAGGUCAUUCUCAAGUUCUAUUGGAAAAAAAUAUUGUUUUUAUAAUUGUUUGUAGUUAUAUAAUUAUUAACACAUUUUUAAUACUUGCUACAUUUUCAUCUGUUUGUGAACCAUUGUUAUUAUAUGCUCUAAUUUUUUUGGUAUAUUUCACUAGAACUUGAAAAUAACCUCAGAAAGGUGGAAACAUUGUUCAUUUUUAUUGCUGUUUUUUUCUUUUUGUUACAAAAUCUAUAUAUAAGAAACUUAUUAAAAAAAAUUUACUUGUUUUACGAGCCAAUUUGCACAAGAAUUAAGUGGAUGACUUGAGAUUAUUUUUCAAUAACAAUAGGCAUUCAUCUGCUGUUAUCAUAUAAGAGUGACUAAACAUGUUGAAGUUUUAAUAUACAGGGUUUACUAAUUUUUGCUGUGAGUACCUUCUCUUAAAUAUAAAUUUUAUAAAUUGAAAUGUACUUUUAUAAGCAAAAUAAUGUAAUUUUAGUGGUUGCUGUGACUGCUUAUGUGCAUCAUAAUUUUAAAAUGUAUAUUUUAAAUAUAUAAGUCACCUGUUGCAUGAAUUAUCAGAGUUCAUGUUGAUAAGGGAAAAUUGAAAAAACAAAACAAAACAAUAUUUAAUUAUUUGGUCAUGCAACAGGGGAAAUUUGUUUAUUCCUAUGAGUGACAUGAUUUAAUUUAUGUAAUCCUUACUUUGUAAGAGGUUGAUAUUUAAAGAAGUUGAUGCAACUGUCAGAUGUUAAAUAGAAGUGCCAGGUAGCUAACAUGCUUUGAUGUCUUAAGACUUCAAUAUCACUCAAGGCUGGGAUUAUUUCCCCACAUAAGUAGUAAAUAAUCUUGAUGUUAAUGGUAAAUAUUAUACUUGUGCCACUGAGCAUCAAAUCAAGUUCUGUUUAUUCAUCAUAAGAGGUCUCAGAACAUUGGAGAGCAGAUGUUUUUCUUUUUGAAUUGGAGGUUACAGUAGAUGAAAAGGAAUUAGAACUAGCUGCAGUAAUAAUCAUAACUUUUACAAUGCAGUGAACUUCUUGGGAAGAAGUGCUGUUGGCCAGUAUCUCACAGUUGUUGUUCAAGCACAGUGCUCCAGAUCUAAUUUAAUUGAUAGGCAAAGUUUUAUAGGCCUGGUCAAUAAAGCACUCAUGUUAGGCAUCAGUACAUUAUAGCUAUCCUGUUUCAAAAUAUUUAUUUCAUUAGUGCUAAACCUCUUGGCUCUUUUAUUUACAACACAUUUAGUUUAGAGGUAUACUUUGAGCCCCUCCCUCUUUCCAUAGGAAGUUAAAUAGAAUGAGCAUUGGUUAAGUUUUAAUAAAGGGCAGAUGGGUUGUAAAUAUUAUUUCAGGUAUUUAUUAGUUCAUGUGGUGCUAGCGCUCAUCACAAGUAGUAUUUAUAAAUGUGCUGUUGUGAAUGAAAUAAAAGUAUAAUGGUGGGGUGAAAAAGAAUGUUAAAGUUCUCUUGUACAGUUGUAUGAAUAGAUGAAAUGGUUCUUGCAUUUUAAGCUUGUCAUCAAAUGAA
Pocillopora damicornis (cauliflower coral) is the source of this 3165-nucleotide messenger RNA. RefSeq lists its product as uncharacterized. Lineage: Eukaryota; Metazoa; Cnidaria; Anthozoa; Scleractinia; Pocilloporidae. The record is from RefSeq and is a predicted model, not a curated record.